AUGAUAAAGAUUAGCAAAAUGGUAAUACUCUGCCUUCUUCUUAUAUUUCAUGCUUCAGCACAGGGAGGAAUUACCUCAAAUAGUGACGAAACUAACAUUUUGCAUUCACCUUGGAAGUGGUUGGCAGAUCUACUUGUGAAUUAUCCAGCGAUCUCAACAAUUUUAUCGGUAAUAGUCCUAAUGACACUUUUUUUUGUGAUUUCAAGCUGCAAAAAACGCUGGCAAAAAGAAUCUGACGUCAGAAUAUUAUUGUACUCAAGAUCCUUGAAUAAAAAGGAAAAGAAAAGCCUUUUGGGUUAA
Molecule: messenger RNA, 300 nt
Organism: Blepharisma stoltei
Lineage: Eukaryota; Ciliophora; Heterotrichea; Heterotrichida; Blepharismidae
Source: the annotation of a GenBank genome assembly